Molecule: messenger RNA, 1299 nt
Organism: Diaporthe citri
Lineage: Eukaryota; Fungi; Ascomycota; Sordariomycetes; Diaporthales; Diaporthaceae
Exons: 1
Coding region: 1-1299 (432 amino acids)
Molecular function (GO): phosphoprotein phosphatase activity
Source: RefSeq, a predicted model, not a curated record
AUGGGCAAGAAGAAGGAUAAGAAACGCGCCCGAGAAGCUGCGGCUGCGGCCGCGGCCUCCCAAAGUCGCACGUCUGAAGGGGCGCCAGCAGUGAGCAGCGUCUCGCAACCAGACCAACCCAUGGCUCCUUUUCCAGGCUCUACUCAAGGCCACCAUCAAGGCACACCUUCCCCUUUCAACCAGUCAUGGACUGCCGUAAACGCAGCCAUGAUGGCAAAUGGCAUUGCUAGCGGCCCAGGUUAUCCAAUGCCGCAGGCAAUGAAUGGACUUCAGAACUUCAGCAUGCCCAUCCUGCAGCCCAACUUGUUCCAAAACCAGCAUUUUCUCAAUAUGUACGGGAUGGGCAUGGGCAUGGGCAUGGGCAUGGGAAACGUGGCAUUUAGUACAAUGCAACCGAACAUGUUCCCUGGCCAGCCUCCCGCGCCUGCUUUUGGCCAAUACGAACUGGCUCAAACUGGAAUGGGCGCACAUGGGCAUGAGGCUUUGCGCGACGAAGACAUCAGCUCAGCAAGACCUCGCCGCAAGUCCCAAAGAGCGGCCGCAGCAGCAGCCAAUGUGGCCAUUGCCAACGAAAUUGCCAAUGGCCCCUCGACAGCUUCACCUAGGAGCAACAGCAGGAACGGGCGCGCAGCUAUCACAGCACCAAGCAACGCCUCGGGCGGCGUGCCGAACCCAACGCCCUCGUAUCUGGCCCGCGCGUCCUUCCUCCCCCAGCGGCGGGCCGAGCCGGGCCCCCUCCUGGUGGUGAUCGACCUGAACGGGACGAUCCUUUUCCGGCCGGACCGGAGGAAGUCGCACAGCUUCCGGCGGCGGCCGCACGCGGACACGUUCGUCAGCUACUGCGUCGAGACCUUCUGGGUCGUCUUCUGGAGCUCCGCGAGGCCGGAGAACGUCCGCCGCAUGGUCGAGACGCUCGUGAGCCCGGAGCAGCAGGAUAAGGUCGUGGCCGUCUGGGGCCGCGACCGGUUCGGCCUGACGCCCGAGGACUACAACGCGCGCACGCAGUGCUACAAGCGGCUCACGGCGCUGUGGGACGACCCCGUGGUCAAGGACAGCUUCCCCGCGGACAGGCCCGGGUACGAGGGCAAGUGUUGGGACCAGGGGAACACGGUGCUUAUCGACGACUCGGUGGAGAAGGCGAGGAGCGAGCCGCAUAAUGCGAUUACGAUCCCCGAGUUCACGGGCGACAUGAAUGAGUCGUUGGAUAUUCUGCCCAAGGUACAUGACUAUUUGAACGAAUUGUGCUUCCAAGAGGAUGUCAGCACAUACGGUCGGGCUAAUCCAUUCAAGAUGGCGUAA